This is a messenger RNA of Pedinophyceae sp. YPF-701, 2646 nucleotides long. The record is from the annotation of a GenBank genome assembly. Lineage: Eukaryota; Viridiplantae; Chlorophyta; Pedinophyceae.
AUGCCGCACGGGGGGAACAAUGACGGCGCCGCGGGCCCCGUGGCCGCGCUGCUCAAGUCGGCGACGGUCCUGGUCCCCGCGGCCGCCGGCGCGAUCUUCGCGCGCAACUUCUCCGCCUCGGGCAAGGGCACCGCCGCGGCCAAGGGGGAGCGCGUGUUUGCCUACCCAGAGGGCAAGGACGCGCUGAACUCGUCGGGCGGGCCCCCCGUCAUCCCCGCGAAGGGCGAGGUCUUCCGCUCGAAGGCCCCGCACCACCUGAAGCCCACGGAGAUCGACGACAAGGACAAGGGCACGCCGGACGACUGGAUCCCAAGGCACCCCGACAUCAUCCGCCUCACCGGUCGGCACCCGCUCAACUGCGAGCCCCCGAUGACGACGCUGAUGGAGACGGGCUUCAACACGCCCCCGGCGCUGCACUACGUGCGCAACCACGGCCCUGCGCCGCGCAUCAAGUGGGAGGACCACCGCAUCACGGUCAACGGCCUGGUCGACAAGCCCAUCACCUACACGAUGGAGGAGCUCAUGAAGCUGCCGCAGCAGACCAUCCCGGUGACGCUGGUGUGCGCGGGCAACCGCCGCAAGGAGCAGAACAUGAUCAAGAAGACCAUCGGCUUCAGCUGGGGCUCGGCCGGCCUGGGCACGAGCUACUGGACCGGCGUGCGCCUGUGCGACAUCCUCAAGGCCUCGGGCGUCAAGCCCGGCGCGACGCACGUGUCCUUCCGCGGGCCCAAGAAGGAGCUGCCGCAGGGCGACGACGGGUCGUACGGCACGUCGCUGGAGCUCCCCGUGGCGAUGAACCCCGCGGAGGACGUCAUGGUGUGCUGGAAGCAGGACGGCGAGCUGCUGACGCCCGACCACGGGUACCCGGUGCGCAUGAUCAUCCCGGGCUUCAUCGGCGGGCGCAUGGUCAAGUGGCUGGAGGAGAUCACGGUGACGGACAAGGAGUCGGACAACUUCUACCACUUCUUCGACAACCGCGUGCUCCCGCCGCAGAUCGACCAGAAGACCGCGAACGAGGAGGGCUGGUGGUACAAGCCCGAGUACAUCAUCAACGAGCUCAACAUCAACUCGGCGAUCGGGUACCCAGCGCACGGCGAGGUGCUCCCGCUCGACGGCAGCGUGCAGGAGUACACCGUGCGCGGGUACGCGUACACGGGCGGCGGCCGCAAGAUCAUCCGCUGCGAGGUCUCGCUCGACGACGGCAAGACCUGGCGCCUGGCCGACAUCCACCGCUUCCAGAAGCCCACGGAGUUCGGGCGCUUCUGGUGCUGGGACUUCUGGUCGCUCAAGAUCGCCCUGCCCGACCUGCUGCGGUGCAAGGAGAUCUGCGUGCGCGCGUUCGACGCCGCGCAGAACACGCAGCCGGAGUGGCCCACGUGGACGGUGAUGGGCAUGAUGAACAACCCGUGGUUCCGCGUCCGCGUCAACCCGUGCGUGACGGACGCCGGCGUCCCCGCGGUGACCUUCCAGCACCCGACGCAGCCCGCCAACCAGCCCGGCGGCUGGAUGGGCGACAACCCGGUCGACCCCGCCGCCGCCGCUGCGCCCGCCGCCAAGGCCGCGGUCCCGAAGAAGGACGCGCGGCGCUUCACGCGCGCGGAGGUGGCCAAGCACGACAAGGAGGACGACGUGUGGCUGAUCUACCACGGCAAGGUGUACGACGCGACGGCGUACAUGAAGGACCACCCGGGCGGCGCGGACUCGAUUCUGAUGAACGGCGGGAUGGACUGCACGGACGAGUUCGACUCGAUCCACUCGGCCAAGGCCAAGGCGAUGAUCGAGGACUACUACAUCGGGGAGCUGGACGACUCGGCGACGGCGAGCAUGGACAGCGGGUCGACGGCGGACGAGGCGGCGGCCAAGGUGGCGCUCAAGCUCAAGGAGCGCGUCAAGCUGCCGCUGAUCAAGCGCGAGGACCUGAGCCACAACGUGCGCCUGCUGCGGUUCGGCCUGCCCAGCAAGGACCACCGCCUGGGCCUGCCGAUCGGCAAGCACGUCAUGUUCUACGCCAAGGUCGGGGGCGAGACGGUCGUGCGCGCGUACACGCCCAUCACGAACGACCGCACGCUCGGGCACGUGGACUUCGUGAUCAAGGUCUACUUCGCGAACGAGCACCCGCGCUUCCCCGCGGGCGGCAAGAUGACGCAGCACCUCGAGACGCUCAAGGUGGGCGACGAGCUGGAGUUCCGCGGGCCGCUGGGGGAGUUCGUGUACCACGGGCGCGGCAAGUACACGUACAAGGGCAAGGAGGGCUUCACGUCGGGCAUGACGAUGAUCGCGGGCGGGACGGGCAUCACGCCCAUGUGGCAGGUGCUCGAGGCGGUGCUCGCGGACCCGGGGGACAAGACGGAGAUCCGCCUGAUCUACGCGAACCAGACCACGGACGACAUCCUGCUGUGGAAGGAGAUGGACGCGCUGGCGGCCAAGCACAAGAACUUCCGCGCCUUCUACACCCUGGACCGCCCCCCCGCGGACUGGAAGAUGGGCAAGGGCUUCGUGAGCGAGGAGAUGGUGCGGGGGAACGCGCUGAAGCCGCAGAAGGACACGCUCGCGCUCAUGUGCGGCCCGCCCAUCAUGCUCGAGAAGGCCUGCGUGCCCAACCUCGAGAAGAACGGCUACUCGAAGGACCAGAUGGUCUUCUUCUAG